This is a messenger RNA of Malus domestica (apple), 625 nucleotides long. RefSeq lists its product as uncharacterized. NCBI's taxonomy places the organism in Eukaryota, Viridiplantae, Streptophyta, Magnoliopsida, Rosales, Rosaceae. The record is from RefSeq and is a predicted model, not a curated record.
AACCGAACCAUACGAGAUCACAUGUCCUUCCACAUAAAUCCACUUCCCACCACCUGCUUUCACAUGUUAUGUAUUUCUAUAAAUAUACAAAACCCUAAAAUCUAGAGAGAGAAAGAGAAGGGAUAAGGUGAGGAAUUUCUACUUUCAAAAGCUUGUGUCUUUGAUUUGUAUUUGAUGCUAUAGUUAUUGGGUUUUUGGAGUUAUUAAUUGGGUAAGCCAGAAAAUUCGAAAAAGAUGAUUAUGGUGGCGGUGCUGGCGGAGCUGAUGGAGGAGUACACGGUGUUGCUGGCGAGGGUUUUGGAGCAUUUGUUUUAUUCCGCGCCUUUUCCGAGGAGGGUUCGGUUUCUGAUCCUCAGGAAUCUUCCGUUUGCUUCUUCCUACCCGCAUCAUCCUCCUCCACCUCUGGUUGGAGCCCCUGCCGCUUAAACCAUUCAAGAACAAGGCUUCUUUCUUGUUUAGCAUAUAAGGGUUCCUCGGUUAAUUUUCUUUUUCUUUUUCUUUUUCUUUUUCUAAUGUUCUUUACGGAAAUCUGAUUUUGUGUAAAUAUUUGGAGUUAUUUUAACAACGUUGGCGUAAAUUUGAUUGCUUGUUGAUGGAUAGAUGAAUGGCAACUGUGCUUUGGUCG